CAGCAAUUUAAUUUGAUAAAUAGUUUUUUUCUACUUUUAUAAACUUUUGGUUAAUUUUCUAUCCAAAUCCAAAAUGCAGCCACACAGUAAUUUUUUGAAGAGCAUUAUGCCGGUACAGAUAUAUAAGUCGACCAGUGCCAUCUACAUGACCUGCUUGUCGAAGCUGUCGAUAUCCGCCUUUGUGCCAGAAUGCAAUCAGAAGCUGGCCGUCGAGCAGGCCAUAGUCCAAGCGCUGGACGAGACCAUCAUGCCCCACAACUAUGCCGAACGGCAGGAGGAGGCCGAGGAGCUGCUGCACCGAUCCCAAACCAAUUUUCGUGAGGUAUUUGCCCCUCCUGCAGCGCUGCAAGCCAAAAAAGUUGCGUGGGGCAAUAAUACCACCAUGUGGAUCGAUUCCGAUGAUGAGGUGCACCGACCUUUGCAUCCGAUCAAGGCGGCCCGCUAUGAUCGCAUCUAUAGGGCUCACUGUCGUGGCAUGAGACCGCAGCAAAUGGUCAAAAGGCGAGUGGAUGGCCCCGCAACGGAUUUUUCAAUGCAGGACCUGAUCAAAGCCAUGUUCCUGAUGGGUACGUUGACCAUCACAAUUUAUUUGAUUGCUGAUCUUCCCUUCUGAAGACUGUUUCCGCUGGAAGGGGUGGAAUGAUGGUUUCACUGGAAUGUCAAAUUGUGAAAACUGUUUUUUGAUCAAUCAAUCAAUUUGUAAUCUCUUGACUCUAAGCGAAUGCGCUUAGCAAAACAAAUGCGGCAAAAGCAAAUAAAUAAGUCCAAAGA
Drosophila novamexicana is the source of this 771-nucleotide messenger RNA. RefSeq lists its product as uncharacterized. Bases 74 to 613 code for a protein of 179 amino acids. NCBI's taxonomy places the organism in Eukaryota, Metazoa, Arthropoda, Insecta, Diptera, Drosophilidae. The record is from RefSeq and is a predicted model, not a curated record. The transcript is spliced from 3 exons.